Messenger RNA from Pan troglodytes (chimpanzee), 504 nucleotides. RefSeq names its product V-type proton ATPase subunit e 1-like. Lineage: Eukaryota; Metazoa; Chordata; Mammalia; Primates; Hominidae. Gene Ontology annotation, biological process: proton transmembrane transport. Gene Ontology annotation, molecular function: proton-transporting ATPase activity, rotational mechanism. The record is from RefSeq and is a predicted model, not a curated record. The transcript is spliced from 2 exons. Bases 1 to 405 code for a protein of 134 amino acids. Gene Ontology annotation, cellular component: proton-transporting V-type ATPase, V0 domain.
AUGACCUCACCAAUGAACUUUAUAAAUAAGGCACGAGGGACCAAUCCUGGAGAAACAGAGAUAGGUGACCUUUCAGAGAGAGAAUUCAAAAUAGCUAUGUUGAGGAAACUCAAAAGAAAUUCAAGCGGUGGGGCAGAGGCUGGCAGCUCAGGCAGUGACCAUGCAUAUCAUGGCCUCAUGGUGCCUUUUGCUGUGAUGAGCAUGUUCUGGGGCUUCGUUGGCUUCUUGGUGCCUUGGUUUAUCCCUAAGGGUCCUUACUGGGAAGUUAUCAUUACCAUAUUGGUGACCUGUCCAGUUUUCUGCUAUCUCUUUUGGCUGAUUUCAAUUCUGGCCCAACUCAACCCUCUCUUUGGACCACAGUUGACAAAUGAAGCCGUCUGGUAUCUGAAGCAUCAUUGGCCUUGAGGAGGAAGAUGUGCUCUACAGUGCUCAGUCUUUGAGGUCACGAGGAGAGAAUGCCUUCUAGAUGCAAAAUCACCUCCAAACCAGACCACCUUUCUUGAC